Eurytemora carolleeae is the source of this 881-nucleotide messenger RNA. Its product is annotated as rhodopsin, GQ-coupled. Gene Ontology annotation, biological process: G protein-coupled receptor signaling pathway. Gene Ontology annotation, cellular component: membrane. Gene Ontology annotation, molecular function: G protein-coupled receptor activity. NCBI's taxonomy places the organism in Eukaryota, Metazoa, Arthropoda, Copepoda, Calanoida, Temoridae. The transcript has 8 exons. The record is from RefSeq and is a predicted model, not a curated record. Bases 54 to 680 code for a protein of 208 amino acids.
CCUAUGAACUACUGAAAUACUUUAUUAUCUCUGUGUGAUGGUAAGAUUUACUGAUGAUGGUGAAACUACCAAUAUUCCUGGUAAACACAUGGCAUCAGGUUCCGUACCUUACAGCUAUAGGAUGCGAGGUGUAUGGGGUAGUGUCAGUUAUAUCGGGGAUGGCUGCAAUAUGGAGUGUGACAGCAAUCGUUGUUGAGCGGGCCUGGGUCAUAUCGUUCUCCAAAACCAGUGCAUUUAAUAAGCUCAAGAUGAUUCAUGCUGUCGGUAUUGUGGCUUGUAUUUGGGUAUUAGCUGUCUUCUUUUCUAUUUGCCCCCUGCUCGGCUGGAAUGAAUAUCAGUAUGAGGGAUACCUAGUAAGCUGCUCCAUUGAUCUUAUAUCUCACUCACUUAUGGACAAGACCUAUGUUUAUUGUUUACUGUUACUUGGCUGGGUGGGACCAAACAUUACCAUUUUUUACUGCAGCUUCUGCAUUGUAAAAUCCAACAGGGAAAACAACGCGUCAAUGAUUGAUCUGAUGCGAGCUACUGGAUCCUCCAUAACAUCUACUAAAGCAUUCCAACUCCAAAGGAUACAGGAGGAGAGAAAACUGUGGAAGAUAUCCCUGAUCCUAUUGAUAGUUUGGAUGUGCUCCUGGACUCCAUACGCUAUUGUUGUCGCUACAAUUGUCACAGGGAAAUAAAUUAUUUUCCAGUAACAAAGGAAUUCAGCUUUUGUCACAAACUUAAAUUUUCUAAUCUCUAUUUCUUUGCAACCUUAUGAUGGUAACCAUUGAUAUUUUAAACUUAGAAUAUUUGUUUAGAGAUGUGGGGAUUAAACCAUAAUUAAAGAUAGAUUGCGCAUAAGACGAAAUUUUUCAUCUUGAAAGAUAUAAAUGUACAGA